Aspergillus pseudoviridinutans is the source of this 1104-nucleotide messenger RNA. Its product is annotated as MBL fold metallo-hydrolase. The record is from RefSeq and is a predicted model, not a curated record. NCBI's taxonomy places the organism in Eukaryota, Fungi, Ascomycota, Eurotiomycetes, Eurotiales, Aspergillaceae. The transcript has 4 exons. The coding region runs from base 1 to 1104 and encodes 367 amino acids.
AUGACCUCCCAAUCCGCAUCCGAGUUCGUCAUCGCCAUCCUCUGCGGCCUGCUAACGCUAAACAUCUACAACCUCCUCCCGAUCUUCAUCCUCAUCCCUCCAUUCCUCGACCUUCUCGUGUCGGCGCCGCUCUAUGUCCUCACACUACAGGGCCUGAUCUCACUAGCCGUCAUCCGCCUGUUCUAUAUCGCUACGCGCCGGCCCUUCCGGCUCAAUUGCCGGCUCAACAGUCCCAGUAUGAAGCGUCUAUCCAUCGAUCCCCGUCAGAACAUCCCCCCAAUUCGGGAUUCGCCGGCUGCUUCUCUUCCAGUAAGUCUUCCCGAGGCGACAAACGUCAAGACCAAUCCUGCCCGAGCCGGAGAAGAAAAUGCAUCGGUCUACUUCGUUGGAACGGCUACGACAAUCUUAGAUCAUUUCGAUCAAAAAGUCGAGGCAUCUCUUCGGCGAGACUUGCCCAUCAUCACCACAAGCCAUGCCAAGUCCAUAUUGACCUCCAAGGGGGCAGACUCCUUCCAACAAGUGUUUGAUCUCGAGCCAUUUGAGCAGAUGAUGGUCAAUGUCCAAGGCGACAGUUCGCGAACCAAACAACCGCACAUUCGAGUGACUGGCAUGCCAGGCAAACACAUCCCGACCAACAAGGUCGUGGAGAAAUUGAACGAGUUGGCGGCGGCAAUUCCCCCCACCAACGGAUGGAUGGUUGAAUUAGGCUAUGGCAGCACCGAAACUACGCAAACCGAUUUCGAGGUCGGCUAUCGCAUCUACAUCUCUGGCGACACGCUGAUGGUGGAUGAGCUCAAGGAGAUCCCGCGGCGGUUCGCGGACCAGAAGAUCGACUUGAUGCUCAUCCAUCUUGGAGGCACGACGGUGCCUCAUCCGAACUUGUGGCCGCUGACGAUGAUGGUGACGAUGGAUGCACAACAGGGCGUGGAGCUGGUGCGCCUGAUCAAGCCUGAUCUGACCAUUCCGAUCCACUAUGAUGAUUACAACGUGUUUGCGAGUCCGCUGGAGGACUUCAAGAUAGAGAUGCAGAAGGCGGGAUUGUCAGGGCAAGUGGUGUAUCUGGAUCGCAAAGAGGCUUAUCACUUUCAAGUGAGAGCGACCUGA